Molecule: messenger RNA, 1672 nt
Organism: Epinephelus lanceolatus (giant grouper)
Lineage: Eukaryota; Metazoa; Chordata; Actinopteri; Perciformes; Serranidae
Source: RefSeq, a predicted model, not a curated record
CCCUACACUCCUCAGCCCUGCUGCUGUCAGCUCUCUGCGCUCUCUUUGGCUGUUUACAACAUCAAUGGCGGAAGUCUCCUCAUUCAUUCCAGGUGAGUCGGCUGAUUGAAGACGGGCUCCUGUGGAUCCUGGCCAUGGAUGAAGAGUUGACGCCUUUGGACUGCCUGCUGCCCUCAGGCACGCAGAGGAUCUGUCUGAUCAUUCUGAACCAGCCUCUGGACAAGGACUACCUACGUAUCCUCUGGAGUAAAGCUCUCCUGAGGGCUUGUGCUGAUGGAGCUGCCAAUCACCUUUAUAACAUCACUGCUGGAGUUAGAGACAGCUUUCUCCCCGACUAUAUCAGUGGGGAUUUUGAUUCCAUUACUGCCGAGGUCAAAGCGUUCUAUGCAGACAAGGGGUGCAAGCUAAUAGAAACAGCUGACCAGGAUCUAACAGACUUCACCAAGUGCCUUGCAAUUAUGCUGGAGGAGAUUCAGAGACGAAAGUUACAGGUGGAUGCCAUAGUGACACUGGGAGGUCUGGCUGGCAGAUUUGACCAGACAAUGGCAUCAGUUGAGACCCUCUUCCACGCUUUGACCAUGACACGACUCCCCCUGUUGAUCUUACAGGAGACCAGCCUGGCAUACCUGCUCCGUCCCGGCAGCCACAGACUGGAGGUGAACACAGGCCUGGAGGGUGAUUGGUGCAGUCUCAUUCCAGUAGGUGGACCCUGCCAAACAAUCACGACUGGACUGAAAUGGAACCUGAUUGUGCAUUCCAUUGCCCUUGCUCUACCCUGCGGAAAAUGAGUGGCAGCGGACCGCCCACAGCAAAUAACCACUGUAACAUUAAUCUGACGUAAAGGGAUGUCAUUGAGUCUCCGCAGCCAUGAAAGCACAAGAGGAGUUACCCACUGGAAACCACUGACAUGCUCAGCUCUGGCACAGCAACUUUCAGAUCACGCUGUGCUUGUGUGUGUAUGUGUGUGCAUGUGCGGAUGUUUAACCACAUCAACAGUUAUUUGGAGGUUGGGGUAUGCUCUGCACUCUCUCUAGCAUUAUGGAUUUAUUUACACUGAUUAUAAUGUUUAGCAGCGUUUGGCAUUAAAUCUUGCAGAGCUGGAGAUAUAUUCAGCUCGGCAAUCCUCAUACACACACUGAUAUUGCAUUUUGAAGUCACUAAGUACAGUAGUUGGAACGUUAAGAACCUUUAUUAUUUUUCGCAUUUUUCAUCCCUUUUUAGAAACAACUGUGGCAAACACCUAAAGUCAAGGUCAUUUUCACAUCACUGCGUCAUGUUUUAUUUUUCCUGUGACGCCUAUCCGUGAGGGUGAUCAGACACAAGCAUCCAUAGGUGCAAUAAGCACAUAGCAAAGCUCCUCUAUUACCCUCUGCAAACAAUUAAUGACACCUUAUCCUGCUGCCAAACACACACGUACACACAGAUUAAAGAUAAUGAGAGGCUUAUUCAAAGCAUGCCAGGAAGGAGCUAUACAUUUAGCCUACUAAAGCCUUCUGUUAUUUAUAAUACAACAUAUUAAACUGCCUAAUAAAUGAACCCUGUUUCAUCAGUCCACUAACAAGUAAAGGUGUCAGUUAAAGGUUAAGCUGGUUGUUGUAUGUUAAUGCAGAGUGUAUGUUUGUGGAACUGCCCUCAUAAAGGUAUAAUAACAGCACUGUGGAAGUUUUAAGCA